This is a messenger RNA of Vigna angularis (adzuki bean), 4601 nucleotides long. Its product is annotated as pentatricopeptide repeat-containing protein At3g62890-like. Gene Ontology annotation, biological process: RNA modification. Gene Ontology annotation, molecular function: protein binding; zinc ion binding; RNA binding. NCBI's taxonomy places the organism in Eukaryota, Viridiplantae, Streptophyta, Magnoliopsida, Fabales, Fabaceae. The record is from RefSeq and is a predicted model, not a curated record. The transcript has a single exon. The coding region runs from base 29 to 2353 and encodes 774 amino acids.
AGUUGAAGUAUGAAGCAGGAGACGAAGCAUGAAGGUGUGGACGUUAGACGCAGCAUUGCAGCGGUGCCAAUGGCCGAGGCACUUCAGAGAGAUUCUCUCACAAACGAUCCUCACCGGCCUCAUCUCAGACCCCUACGCCGCAAGCAGACUCAUAAACUUCUCUACUCGCUCUGCUCUCGUUCCCUUCGACUAUUCCCUCCGAAUCUUCAACCAUCUUCACAACCCCAACCCCUUCACAUGGAACACCAUCAUGCGCGCCCACUUCGAACUCCAAAACAACCCUCACCAAGCCAUCACACUCUACAAGCUCUUCCUUGCGAAACACGCAAAACCCGAUAACUAUACCUACCCAAUUCCUCUUCAAUGUUGCGCUGCCCGGGUGUCCGACUUCGAGGGAAGGGAGCUGCACGCACAUGUCGUGAGGUUUGGUUUUCAUCAAGAUGUGUACGUCCGGAACACGCUGAUCAACUUGUAUGCUAUAUGUGGGAGGAUGUCCAGUGCGCGCCAGGUGUUUGAGGAAAGUCCUGUCUGGGAUUUGGUAUCUUGGAAUACUGUUUUGGCGGGGUAUGUUCAGGCGGGAAAUGUGAAAGAGGCGGAACGUGUGUAUAGGGGAAUGCCGGAGAGGAACACCAUUGCUUCGAAUUCCAUGAUUGUGCUCUUUGGAAGGAAGGGGUGUGUGGAGAAGGCGCGGCGGAUUUUUGAUGAGGUUCGAUGGAGGGAUAUGGACAUGGUGUCGUGGAGUGCGAUGGUUUCUUGUUAUGAGCAGAAUGAGAUGUGUGAGGAGGCGUUGGUUUUGUUUGUGGAGAUGAAGGCCAGUGGGGUGACAGUGGAUGAGAUCGUUGUGGUUAGUGUUGUAUCCGCGUGUUCGCGAAUUUUGAAUGCUGAGAUGGGGAGGUUGGUGCAUGGUUUGGCGGCGAAAGUUGGGGUUGAGGAUUAUGUUAGUCUUAAGAAUGCUUUGAUUCAUUUGUACUCUAGUUGUGGGGAGAUAGUGGAUGCGCAAAGAAUUUUUGAUGAUGGUGGUGUUCUCUUGGAUCAAAUAUCUUUGAACUCGAUGAUUUCUGGGUACUUGAGGUGUGGUUCGAUUGAAGAUGCUGAGAAGUUGUUUUAUUCCAUGCCGGAGAAGGACGUUGUGUCUUGGAGUGCCAUGAUAUCUGGUUAUGCUCAACAUGAAUGUUUUUCAGAGGCUUUGGCAUUGUUCCAAGAAAUGCAGCUUCAUGGAGUCAAGCCCGACGAAACUGCUUUAGUUAGUGCCAUCUCGGCUUGCACCCAUCUGGCUGCUUUGGACAUAGGGAAAUGGAUUCAUGCUUAUAUAAAUAUAAAUAAAUUACAGGUUAAUACUAUUCUGAGCACGACUCUUAUAGACAUGUAUGUGAAAUGCGGGUGUGUGGAAAAUGCAUUGGAGGUUUUCUACGCGAUGGAGGAAAAGGGGGUUUCUACCUGGAAUGCAAUCAUUCUUGGGUUGGCAAUGAAUGGUUUGGUAGAACAGUCACUCCGCAUGUUUGCAGAUAUGAAAAAAACGAAGACACUUCCUAAUGAGAUAACCUUUAUGGGAGUUCUUGGGGCCUGUCGGCACAUGGGCCUAGUCAAUGAGGGGCGUCACUACUUUAGUUCCAUGAUCCACGAACACAAAAUAGAGCCUAAUAUUAAGCACUACGGAUGCAUGGUUGAUCUUUUUGGACGGGCAGGUUUGCUUAAAGAAGCGGCGGAGCUGAUUGAGCGUAUGCCAAUGGCACCUGAUGUUGCCACUUGGGGUGCCUUGCUCGGGGCUUGUAGAAAACACCAUGACAAUGAAAUGGGAGAGAGGGUGGGAAGAAAACUUAUUCAGCUUCAGCCUAACCAUGAUGGUUUCCAUGUAUUAUUGUCAAAUAUAUAUGCUUUAAAAGGAAACUGGAGCAAUGUUCUUGAAAUUCGGGGAAUUAUGGCACAACAUGGGGUGGUAAAGACACCUGGUUGUAGCAUGAUUGAAGCAAAUGGGAUAGUUCAUGAAUUUUUGGCUGGAGAUAAGACCCACCCACAAAUAAGUGAUAUUGAGCACAUGUUAGAUGAAGUGUCAGCAAAGUUAAAGAUUGAGGGUUAUGUACCAACCACAAGUGAGAUUUCACUAGACAUAGACGAUGAAGAGAAGGAAACUGCACUUUUCAGGCACAGUGAGAAACUUGCAGUCGCCUUUGGACUUAUCACUAUUGCUCCACCAACUCCAAUUAGAGUUAUGAAGAACUUGCGAAUUUGUAAUGAUUGCCACGCUGUUGUAAAGUUAAUCUCCAAAGCAUUUGAUCGCGAAAUUGUGGUAAGGGAUCGUCAUCGCUUUCACCACUUUAAGCGUGGAUCUUGUUCCUGCAUGGAUUUUUGGUAACAAAACCGUAGUGGCUAUUAAGUGAAUGAGUAUUUUACGUGUAAGGAACAUGUACUCAAUUUUUUCAUUGUUGACUCAAAUAUCAAAGCAUGUGGAAUUUAAGAUUUUCACGAUUUGGUUUGCCUUGCUAUGAAAUCAAAUUUUGUUCAUUUUUGUGAUCUUGUUGGCAAAGAAUGACAGGUAGAGAAUACCUUACAAUCCAGGAUAAUAUCACUCCAAGAUUCUGAAGAGAAAUGAUACUUCUGCCAAUGUUAAUUGAGUUUGCAUUCAGCGGUUGGCCUCUGGGAAAGUUUGCAAAAAUCCAAAAAAUCUCGAUCAAUCUCCAUUGUCUUUGGUUCAGUGACUAUUCCUGAGCAAUUGAGUUUAUAGUGGAACUCAUCUAUUGUACUUGUUUUUUGAAGCAAGCUCUUUCCUUAGGCUUGUAAUAGGUUUCUUGGACUAAUGGAAUAGGUUUUCCGGGUGAGUGAUGGAGACCUUCUUGGACCAAUGAGGGUGGGUCUGACCCUUUGAACAGGUUCCUUGGUUGAUAAACUAGCACACGGAUUAGGCAUGACUAGGAAAGGAGCAAGGAUGGCUUCUCGGAUUAGUUCUUGGUUUUCUUUUGGUUCAAGAGGGCCUCGACAAAAGGGUGGUAUUCUUGGAGUCUGAUGAAGGUUUGGAGGUAUUUGAACAAGGUAACUGAGGUUUUCAGGUGGUGGGGUGGUUUCUAUAAAGGUUGGUGGUGGUUCUUGGCAGCCAAGGUGGGAAGUUUACCCAAUCCUAGAUCAAGAUGGAAGGAGGAAACCGAAAGGUGCAAGCUUAUGGGGGCAGAACUGUUAUUUGUGUUGAACUCAUUUAUUUACGCCACAAGAAAAUAUACAUGGUUGUACAUGUUUGUCUAAAAUCUAAAAGAAUAUGUAGUACGAGAGUAUUAUUGCGCAAAUAAAUACUACUUUCUUUUGGUGACAUCUAAUGAUCAAUGAAAAAUGCAAAAUAAAUGUUUCACUAGAUGAAAAUAAACAAAGAUUAAACAACAAUUUUGUGGACAGGCUGAUGAGUCUCGGUUUGAUGCAUCUCUUUAUGUUACCUUUUGUCUUUAAUUUCUCAGAUUUAGUUUCGUUCCCUUAAUUCUUAGUUUUUCUUAAAAUGAGUUAAAUAAGUGUUUGUAGAUAGGAGUUUUAGUUUAGUUUCUAAAUUGGUAGACUUCUAGUCUUUGUAAGUAAUAUAGUGUAGCUUUCAGUUUAGCUUAGCUUCAAUUUUAAUUGCAAUUGUAGAAUUCAGUUCUGUGGUUAGUAGAAUUUAGUUUUGAUAGCCUUUCAUCAUUUUUCAGCUUGGUGAUUUUAGUGUUUGAACUCACUGGUUUUAGAUAGUUAGUUUCUGAAUUAAUAGAUUUCUGUAGUCUUAUAAAUAGUAAAAGUUAGAUUUGAUUCUUAAUCUUUAAUGUAGAUUUUAGUUUGUGUUUUUUUUAGUCAAUAUGAGUAUUUCAAGCCAGCUUUUACUUCUAUUUUUUACGUAGAAUUCAAUUGUUUAAAUUGAGAUUUUAGGUGCUGAUAAUUGAAGGUGCAGUACAUUUGAGACGAUAUGUCCAGCUGGUGGUUUUGAUUCUGUGAAAGUAUGUACAGUGAGCAGUCUUCCGGUGAUGUAAGUUGUUGAAGAAAGUGUGCUGAACCUGACCAGCUGUAUUUGAAUGUGCUCACAUGAGAAGCUUGCCAUGGGAGCUUUAACCUGCUGGAGUUUGGACUUGUUAGAGAAACGUGUUGGCAGAGGUAAUUUUGAAGCAGAGAAGCUAACCAAGACUUGCAACCUGCUGAUCCUGAAGUGAUGACCUUCUACCAGCUGUCAAGAACUCCAAUAGACAGAUUAUGCACUUUGAAGAAACCUGUGCCAGCCAGUAGCUUUUGAGGAGAGCUGCUCUAGUUACUUGCUACUUAGGUGAUUUGUACUGUUCUAGUUACUUGUAUAGUUAGACUAGGCUAGGCUAGGCUAGGUAGUUUGUACAUAAUUUUUACUUGCUAUUGGCAGUUCCUAUGACCAGUUCUAGGCUGUUUUCCAGUUUUAUAGGCUUGGACUUCUAGAAGCAUAUACAAGGCUUGGAUCUUAAACUUGAAAGAGGGACGAAUCAUAUUUUUAGAUUUCUCAGUUUUUAGAAUAGUUUUCUCUGGAGAUUUCUGGUUGUCUAAGACUCCAAAAUGAGCUAGACACCAAAGGGCUUCGGUGAUUGUACUGUUCGCAUCAAGUUUCAUUCAAUUCAAGUUAAUUUUGCUUUUAA